GCCCGGAGGAUUUAUCACCAUUUUUAUGAAACUUUCAUUCUUCGAGCACGUGCCUUUAUCAAUCAAAGAACUCUCCCGGGGACAAUGGAAGAUUUGGGGACAGUACUCUUGUUCAUUCACAGGUUCACAGUCAUGUCUGGCUCGUGCGUAAAGUGGAGCGCUGCGCGCGGGUGCGUAAAUGGACACCAGCGCGCGUGAGGUGAAGAAGCUCAAAAUGAUCGCGUGUAUGAAUUAAGGAUGGGCGAGAAUCUUCCAGAGGCUAACUCCAGCGGCAACUUGACCCCCGCGGUGUCCGAGGCUGGGAGCGCGCUCCCGGGCUACCUGGUGGUGAUCCUCUCGGUCCUCAUGGUGACUCUGGUCGUCGUGGUGGUUGCUGGGAACGCGCUGGUCAUCAUGGCUUUUAUUGUGGAUAAAACCCUGAGGACCCAGAGCAACUACUUCUUCCUGAACCUGGCCAUAUCGGAUUUCCUCGUGGGGGCGUUUUGCAUCCCCGUGUACAUCCCGUACAACCUGACGGGCCGCUGGAUGCUGGGUAAGGGUCUCUGCAAGGUGUGGCUGGUCAUGGAUUACCUGCUCUGCUCCGCCUCCGUCUUCAACAUCGUCCUCAUCAGCUAUGACCGCUUCCUGUCAGUCACACGAGCAGUUAAGUACCGAGCUCAGAGGAACAUGUCCCGCCAGGCUGUAUUAAAGAUGGUGGCUGUGUGGGUGCUGGCCUUCCUGCUCUACGGCCCCGCCAUUAUCUUCUGGGAGACGAUCAGAGGUCAGAGUGUCGUCCCUGCCCACGAGUGCUAUGCUGAGUUUUAUUUCACCUGGUACUUUCUGCUCAGUGCCUCUACCUUCGAGUUCUUCACGCCGUUUGUGUCUGUGGCAUUUUUCAACCUCAGCAUUUACCUGAACAUCCACCGCAGGAACAAAACCUUAGGAGCCCUUCACGAGGACGAGGUGAAGGUCCAGAGGAUCAGUAAGAAGCACAAAGACGGCACCGGCUGGUCCGUGUUUUUCGUCAAGACUCGGAAAGUGUCGUGCAGCGAGCCGACAGCGAUCUCACCGGUCAUCGAGGACGAGGACGUGGCGUCCUCCAGCGGGGACCCAACCACCAGUCAGGUCCUCAUGCAGAGGGAGAAGCUGUCUCCCAACAGGAAGAACUCCAGACUGUUUCAGCACUCGGCUUCCUGCAUGGCACCCAGAUGCAGGACGCAGGGGUCGCGCCUUACCCGGGACAAAAAGAUAGCCAAAUCUCUGGCCAUCAUCGUGUGUAUUUUUGGGGUUUGUUGGGCUCCCUACACUCUGCUGAUGAUCAUUCGGGCUGCCUGCAGCGGUAAAUGUGUGCCAAACUACUGGUACGAGAUUACAUUCUGGCUCCUGUGGCUGAACUCGGCCAUCAACCCGUUCUUGUAUCCGCUGUGCCACAGCAGCUUCCGAAGGGCUUUCUCUAAAAUCCUGUGUCCGAAGAGACAAUCAGUGCAGCCUCAGAUGGAGGCUCAGUCCUGCUAGGCGAUCUCUGUUGCACUUCCAUGCUUUAUGAAUGCAGAACCUGCUGUUUGUCAAACACUGUAAAAACCAUCAACUGUUCUUCCAUCAGAUUUAUCCUGUUUUUAAAAAGGAGAGAAAUGUUUGUGUAAGGGGAAAACCCAGUAUUUUUGAACCUGAGAGCUCUUUUCACACACUCUC
Messenger RNA from Cheilinus undulatus (humphead wrasse), 1671 nucleotides. Its product is annotated as histamine H3 receptor. Gene Ontology annotation, molecular function: histamine receptor activity. The transcript is spliced from 3 exons. Gene Ontology annotation, biological process: adenylate cyclase-activating adrenergic receptor signaling pathway. The coding region runs from base 238 to 1494 and encodes 418 amino acids. Gene Ontology annotation, cellular component: membrane. Lineage: Eukaryota; Metazoa; Chordata; Actinopteri; Labriformes; Labridae. The record is from RefSeq and is a predicted model, not a curated record.